Hylaeus anthracinus is the source of this 1800-nucleotide messenger RNA. RefSeq lists its product as uncharacterized. The transcript has a single exon. NCBI's taxonomy places the organism in Eukaryota, Metazoa, Arthropoda, Insecta, Hymenoptera, Colletidae. The record is from RefSeq and is a predicted model, not a curated record. Bases 200 to 1087 code for a protein of 295 amino acids.
UUCAAGCACUGGACUCUUUCGGCGUGAAAUAGACACUGCGUUCGAGAGCCGCGUAUUAACCAGCGCUGUUUUAAAUUCGCACUACAUCGAACCGCGUAACUUUCUUCAGGUUGCGAGAGACGUUGUGCUUGAGCAUAUACGAAAAUACUUUUGCAAUAGAUAUGUAUAUAAUAAUUCUUUUUCCUUUUCUAAAUAUGUUAUGUUUGAAAAAAAAUUUAUGUCUUUUUAUUGCAGAUGCUUGCACUACUUUAGUUCGAGUGAGAAGCUGGAAGCUCACACCGUAGAUUGCGAGAAGAUGAACGAAUGCGCAAUCGUAUUACCAGAUGAUGAAAGCAAGUGGCUCAGUUUCGAUAACUACAUCCGGAAAGAGCGAUUUGUGGUGUACGCCGACCUCGAGUGCAUUCUGGAGAAAACUGAUCGAGAAGCACCAAGAUCCACAUACCAACAUCAUAAAGUAUUUAAUAUUGCAUAUUAUGUUCAAUGCGCGUACGAUUCAUCCUUGUCGGUGUACCAAUGUCAUCGUGAUGCGAAUUGUGUUUCCUGGUUCGUCAAAGAAUUAAAGAAUUUGGCACAUUUUGUUAAAUUAAUUUUAUCAAAUAACAUACAAAUGGAUGAUAUAACGAGUGAACAGCAGGAGGCAUUUCGCAACGCGACGCAUUGUCACAUUUGCGAAAAACCGUUUGGAGAAAACGAUACGAGGGUUCGCGAUCAUUGCCAUCUAACCGGUCGGUACAGAGGUCCCGCGUACUCCAAUUGUAAUCUAAAUUAUACAAACUCUUUUUGCAUUCCCACAGUUUUUUAUAAUUUGUCCGGUUACGAUUCGCAUUUUAUUAUCGAAGAAAUAACUAUAGCUUUCGAGGAUGCCGUCAGUGUAUUGCCGAUAACAAAAGAAAAGUACAUUUCGUUCACAAAAAGUGUCAAAGAUCCAAAUGGACCGUCGCGAAAUUGUAUACAAUUGAGAUUCAUCGAUUCAUACAAAUUCUUGAGUACCAGUCUCAAUAAAUUAGCGUCUUUCUUAGAUAAAAGCAAAUUAAGAAUUUUACGAACAGAGUUUCAAAAUUUGUCUACCGAAGAUUUCGAAUUAUGACGCGAAAGGGUGUUUUUCCGUACGAGUACAUUGACUGUGCCGAAAAGUUGGAACAAUCAUGUUUGCCAUCGCGCGAAUCAUUUUACAGUUCCUUGACGGGUGAUACAGUAUCGGAGAGCGAGUACGCGCACGCCGAGAACGUGUGGACACGGUUUUCCAUUCAAACGCUGGGCGAGUAUAGGAUUUGUAUUUGAAAACAGAUGUCUUGCUGUUGGCCGAUAUUUUUGAAAAUUUUCGUGAAAGCUGUACAACAAGUUACGGACUUAAUCCCGCGUAUUAUUACACUCUGCCGGGUUUUACGUGGGAUGCCAUGCUGAAGCAUAAAAAAGUUAAUUUCGAAUUACUAACAGAUAUCGACAUGGUCCUGUUUAUCGAAUGCUGUAUACGCGGCGGAUUAAGUCAAUGUUCAGGUAGAUACGCGAAAGCCAAUAAUAAGUACAUGCAGUCGUACGAUCCAUCGACAGCAUCGUCGUACUUGAUGUACUUUGAUGUGAAUAAUCUGUAUGGGUGGGCAAUGUGUCAACCACUGCCAUAUGCAGAAUUUCGAUGGGUCGACAACGUUACAAACUUUGACGUAUCUUCGAUUGCUGCCGAUUCGCCUACGGGUUAUAUUCUAGAGGUUGAUCUAGAAUAUCCCCAACGCUUGCACGACAUUCACGCGGACCUGCCGUUCUGUCCCACACGUGCCAAACCACCUGGCAAAAGAGAGGACA